This is a messenger RNA of Sorex fumeus (smoky shrew), 1095 nucleotides long. RefSeq lists its product as uncharacterized. The record is from RefSeq and is a predicted model, not a curated record. The transcript is spliced from 3 exons. NCBI's taxonomy places the organism in Eukaryota, Metazoa, Chordata, Mammalia, Eulipotyphla, Soricidae. The annotation marks the transcript as partial.
AUGGUACAAGCACGGAAGAUCAAGUAUGACGUCACUGGUCUGACUGAGACAAGGAGGUAUCAAUCACAUCACGCCAGUUUCGACACUGAAAAAGAACUUUUCCUUAAAACAUGUGACAAAAAAAGCAUCGGAGGCGUCAGUGUCCUUGUCAAAACGAACAUGGACAUGAGCAUUGAUUCAUUUGAAUGGGAGUCUCCCGGUGGACAGUUCCACCACAAAAUUGACCACAUUGUUUUCAAUCAAUGGUUUUGCCUGACCAAUGUUACCGUUGUCCCAAAAUUCCAAACGGGAUUGAACCACCAUCUUCUUCGUGCAAAAUUCUACUUCACAGAACGGGAAGAAAAGGCUGCAAGGUUUAAGAAGAGAACUCCCAGAACGACCAACUGGGAGCUCUUUGGCACUACUGCUGCAACAUGGAAAGAUGCCGUCAUUGACAACAUUGACAAGGAAUACGAUCAACUGGUUCAGCAACUCCAUGAUUGUGUGAGGAACGCAAAGAGAAAAAUGGCCACAAAAGAAAAUUCUUUACUUAUUCACCAACGUGAUUUGGCACAUGCCUCAGACAAUCACAAGCAGACUUCUGAGCUCACAAAGCAGUACAGAGAUGAGAGAAAAGAAGACCUCAAAGGGAGAAGAGCAUUGGUGCUGGCAGAUGUGGCAAGAGCUGGGAAAAGCAUUCACAAUGCCCACCUGUCAUUAGCCAACUACAAGACCAAGAUGACUGCCCUCCAACAUUCUGAUGGAUCUAUCACAUCUUCCAGAAGGGCAAUGGAGAAUAUUAUUCAUGACUUCUACUUGUAUCUCUUUGAUAGCCAUGUCCACCUGCCCACAUAUCAAAUUCCGCAGGCAGCAGUGCCUACACGGGAAGACACUUCUAGAAGGUUCCAGAAUCCAAAGGCAUCAGCCGUCUCUCAGAGUGACCUGGAGGACCGUUUUGAAGGCAACCGUAGCCACAUCUCUCCCGUGAGGAAGAGGCGCUCCCAGAUCACUGCACUUCUCAGCUCCCAGGCGGGCUCUUCGGUGCCUUUCCCCAUCACUGGGUCUCCGGGGUCCUACCUGGAGAGCGGGCGCCACCAGUCGCCCAACCAGCAUUGA